CAAAUAUGGCCGGACGGAAGGAUCAAAGAUUCAUCAGAGCAGGCUGAGGCUGACGGUCCGAGAGUGCCUGGAGGUGGAGCUGAUAAGGCAAGCGCUGUAUAGAUAAUACGUUCAAAUCCAUCAAUCAGCUGCGGCGGCGGACAAGUGGUUGGUGGCCGGCAAUGCUCAGCCUUGCAGGAUUUCCACCGCCCUGCAACGCCAUUCCUCAGUUUCUUCCUUCUCCGACCAAGACCCAGCUCUUUUUUCACUCGCACAGACCGACCCAUCACUCCUUUUACCCUUUUCUCGGACGAUUCCGUACUGGGUUUUAUGUUUCUUCCCUAAAGAGUCGCGGAAAUGGAGGCCAUACCCUCCUGGAAAUGGGCGGUUUUGACGACGACGACGGGGAGGACGAAGACGGCGACGGGGAGGACGACGAGGAGGACUUGCCUUUGAGGAGUAUGAAGGACUGGCUUGAGAACAAGCCUCGUGGGUUUGGCGAGGGGAAGGUGUAUGACACUUCAAUUGAAGACAAGUUGCUCGACGAAAUGCUGCAGAGUAGGGAAGCUCAGGCUGCCAAUAUCAAUGAGCUCAAAAACAGCCCUCAAGAAGCCAAUUCCAGCAAAGAAGUUGACCUCAAGCAGAGAGCCCCUGAAGUUGUUCCUAGUGCCAUUUGUGUACGAGUAGUCAAUCUUCCUAAGAAAAAGAACAUCGACAGGGAUCUGCAGCGGUCUUUUAAAGGAGUUCCUGGGAUUGAGAGUAUAAUUCCAGCUGUUUCUGGAAAUAAAAAGACAAGGGAUCCUAUAUGCAGGGGCUUUGCCUUCAUUGGCUUCAAGUCUGAGAAGGAUGCAAAAAGGUUUGUAGAGAUGUUCUCAGGCCAAAGCAUAAGUUUUGGUAAGAUUGAGAAGCAGAUACGAUGUGAGAUUAUGAAUGCAAAAUCUCCCACCUCUGCAGAUGAACACUCAGCAAACCAAAGCUACAAUGCUUCCCAACUAGAAAUAGCCAGCUUGGAAGAAGUCCCAGAUGUUGAUUUUGACAUUGAUAACGGUUCCUCAGAUUCUUGGGAGAUAGUUUCCUCUGAUGAAUCCGAGGGUCGAGAUGAUGAAAAUGUACCGCCCCAAGGGGAAGAAGAUAGUGAAAAUUUGAAACCUUACAGUUUAUCCGAGCAGAGUUUAGGUGACAGUUUGGGAACUAGAACUGAAUCGUUUUUAGAACCGUCUUCAAAGAAGCACGAACAUGUCCAGGCAAAAAAGAAAAGACCAGAAUCCAAAAGAAAGAGGACAAAAGCUUUGAAACUGAAAGUUCCAGGAUCUGCAAACAGGUUAAAAAUCAAGGAGAAAGCUGUUCUAAGUGGUGUCCUCUCCAAAUAUUCAGAACAAGCUGCUUUAGCUUCAAAGGAACAGCCUUGAGAUUCAGUUCUUGCCUCUUGGUAUACUUAAAUAUGCAGGCCUAGUCCUUUUUCAAAGUACCAAAUGGUCCAAUAGGUGAGCCAUUUGCCACCAGUGGAAAUUAGGUAACAGAUUGAUUCUGUUUGGUUGUGAUUGGUCUGCUAUUCCAGGCCAUGGGGCUCAUCUGAUCUCCCUGGGUUGUCUUUGUUCCCCCAAACCCCAGAACUAAAGGUAUCAGAGCAGGGAACCCAAUCCUGACUGUCUUGAGAAGGUGAAGCCAUUGUUUGUAUUCUUGUUAAUGACUUCAUCCAAACAAAGGACUAUACCAGUUGUGUUUCAUGGGAGACCAAGUGCUUGUUUGUGUUUGGUUAUA
This is a messenger RNA of Diospyros lotus (date-plum), 1740 nucleotides long. RefSeq lists its product as uncharacterized. Gene Ontology annotation, molecular function: RNA binding. Bases 162 to 1388 code for a protein of 408 amino acids. NCBI's taxonomy places the organism in Eukaryota, Viridiplantae, Streptophyta, Magnoliopsida, Ericales, Ebenaceae. The record is from RefSeq and is a predicted model, not a curated record. The transcript is spliced from 4 exons.